Messenger RNA from Bombyx mori (domestic silkworm), 2976 nucleotides. RefSeq names its product calcineurin A (gene Cna). Gene Ontology annotation, molecular function: calmodulin-dependent protein phosphatase activity; calmodulin binding. Gene Ontology annotation, cellular component: cytoplasm; calcineurin complex. Gene Ontology annotation, biological process: calcineurin-mediated signaling. The record is from RefSeq and is marked provisional. Lineage: Eukaryota; Metazoa; Arthropoda; Insecta; Lepidoptera; Bombycidae.
CAAAAGUAAUAAAACGCGCUCGAUAUCCCUGUUUAUUUUAUUGACCACUCGCCAGAUGUUUGCGCAUUGUUUUCCAGUGCGCAGUAGUUGCUCUGUCGUGAAAUCGGGAUUCUGUUUUAGUAUUAUAUCUAUUCUGCCAUUUUGAAAAUAGUGGCGUGUAUGGAUUAGACCUAGUGUUUUUUAUGUGACAAAUAUGUCCGGGAGCAAUGAUAAAGUGUCGACUACGCAGCGUAUGAUUCAAAGUGUCGCUUUCCCUCCCAGCCACAAGCUCACAGUAUCGGAAGUGUUCGAUGAAAAAACUGGAAAGCCACUACCAGAUGUAUUGAAGCAACAUUUUAUCCUAGAAGGUCGGAUCGAAGAAAAUGCGGCCUUACGGAUUAUUCAAGAUGGUGCCACCUUAUUACGAUCAGAAAAAACUAUGAUCGAGAUCGAUUCACCGGUGACUGUGUGUGGAGACGUCCAUGGGCAAUUUUAUGAUUUGAUGAAAUUGUUCGAGGUUGGAGGUUCUCCCUCUUGUACUAAGUAUUUAUUCUUAGGUGAUUAUGUCGACCGAGGUUAUUUCAGUAUAGAAUGUGUUCUCUAUCUUUGGGCUUUAAAAUUAUGCUAUCCGAAGACAUUAUUCCUAUUACGCGGCAACCACGAAUGCAGACACUUGACAGAAUAUUUCACUUUCAAACAAGAAUGUAAAAUCAAAUAUUCAGAGAAGGUGUAUGAUGCGUGCAUGGACGCAUUCGAUUGCUUGCCCCUGGCUGCUCUUAUGAACCAACAGUUCCUCUGCGUUCAUGGAGGUCUUUCUCCUGAAAUCAACAGCUUAGAUGAUAUCCGUAAACUAGAUAGAUUCAAAGAGCCACCUGCAUUUGGAGCCAUGUGUGACCUGCUGUGGUCUGAUCCUCUUGAAGAUUUUGGCAAUGAAAAAAAUGCAGAACAUUUCUCGCAUAACUCCGUUAGGGGUUGCUCAUAUUUCUAUAGCUAUGCAGCCUGCUGUGAUUUUCUCCAAAGAAACAAUUUACUUUCUAUCAUCCGUGCUCAUGAAGCUCAAGAUGCUGGCUACCGAAUGUAUCGUAAAAGCCAAACAACUGGCUUUCCCAGUCUGAUAACUAUCUUCUCAGCACCAAACUAUUUGGAUGUCUAUAACAAUAAGGCUGCUGUAUUAAAAUAUGAAAACAAUGUGAUGAACAUACGCCAAUUCAACUGUUCUCCACAUCCAUAUUGGCUACCCAACUUCAUGGAUGUUUUUACUUGGUCUCUUCCAUUUGUAGGUGAAAAAGUUACAGAGAUGCUGGUCAAUGUUCUGAACAUUUGUUCUGAUGAUGAAUUGAUGUCAGAAGGAGAUGAUGCAUUGGAGGAAGCUAAUCUCAGAAAAGAAGUCAUUCGCAAUAAAAUCCGUGCAAUUGGAAAGAUGGCUCAUGUAUUCUCUGUUCUUCGUGAGGAAAGUGAAUCUGUUUUGCAAUUGAAGGGCUUAACUCCUACUGGUGCUUUACCCCUGGGAGCACUUUCUGGUGGCAAGACAUCUUUAAAAAAUGCUUUGCAAGGUUUCUCACCUAACCAUAAGAUAACCUCUUUUGCUGAAGCCAAGGGGUUAGAUGCCAUCAAUGAGCGCAUGCCACCAAGGCGGGAUGGUCAACGCACUCCUGAUACCCAAGAAAAGAAACCGCAUGUGAACAGCAAUGCUCAUUCGUGAAGUGCUACCUUUUAUUUCUCUUCGAUCCUCACUUUUAUUCCACAUUUACAGUGGCAUGGUGAAAUAUGUGAAGAAGACUCAGCUUUUGGAAUGAUAUUUCACAUUAUAAUAACUAGGUGGAUUUGAAGGGAAUUGUCUUAAUAAUAAAUACAAAAAUAUUUUUAAAUUUGGAUUUAACUUUUUUUCAAUAGUUGAAAUUAAAACUUCUCAUAAGAUAUUACCUCUCGAUAUUUAAAUAUGUCAGAUCUGCAGGCAACAAAUUUAUUUAGUCAAUUAAAUAUUAAGGUAUGCACUUUUAUUUAAAUAUUGCGCUGCACUGUUUAAUUUUUUUGGUAAUGUAAUUUUAAAUUUUCAUAUGAAAAGACAUGAUAUUGUAAUGUAAAUUAAUUCAGAUUGUCUACUUAUACUCUACAUUGUUAUCUACUUUAGUGAAAAUUAGACAUGUCUAAAAUUUUCAAAGCAUAAUUAGCUGUGAUAUUAAGCAAUGAUCAAUGUAUUAUUUAAUAGCAGUCUGCUAGAGAGGUACAAGCAUGUUCAUUGGCUAAUCAUGCAUUGAAAUCAUAAAAGUGGAAGUGUUUUCAGCUUGGGCGUGUCUUUAUAUUCUAUUAAGUAAUACUAUAAUUAUGUACUAUAGUGUGCAGCACAUUGUGUGUUGUUGCCAUACGUGUGUGCUGUGUAAAUAUGCCUUGUGCGUACACACACGUAAUUGCAGCUUUAACACUUUGAAUAAAUAUUACUCUCUUAAAUAUCUUUGCUACAAGUUGUACUUAAUUGUAUUUAAUUGUACAAAAUAUAUUAAAAUUAUUACCUAUAAACUAUUACUACUUAAAUUUAAUUUAUAUUGGGUGUAUGCUGGCCCCUCGUUGCCUGCAUGCAGCUGAACUUGUAUGCUGGAACAUCACAUAUAAAAGAUUAUUAGCCAUAAUGUUUCGGCAUAUAAGGUGUAGUGGCUAGUCUAAUCGCAGAUUUUCUUACAGCUUCUUUUUCCAAAUUUCACUUACAAAUAAUGUGGUUUCAUACAUGUGCACUGUUGGAAAAUCUCUUUUGGUCUGCCAAACAAAUAAACCUAAUGAUGCAAUAUGUUCAAAUUGUGAAUACUAAAGUGGCUUACAUAAUUUUCAAGUUCAAUAUUAAAUAUUUUAUCUCAAAUCAGUGUGUAGUCCUCUUCAAAUGUUCUGUACUUUUAAAUAAAUUUUACCUAUGUAAAAAACUAACAUAAUAUUUAAUUUUAUUUUGUACUAAUCAUGGGAAGUGUUGUUUUAUCCUUACAAAUAUAUUAACAUUGAGCUCCAUUA